Messenger RNA from Aphanomyces invadans, 147 nucleotides. RefSeq lists its product as hypothetical. NCBI's taxonomy places the organism in Eukaryota, Oomycota, Saprolegniomycetes, Saprolegniales, Verrucalvaceae. The record is from RefSeq and is a predicted model, not a curated record. The transcript is spliced from 2 exons. Bases 1 to 147 code for a protein of 48 amino acids.
AUGGUGUGGGCUCUUGUGAAGGGCGAUGUUGGUCUCCAGUACACGGACCUGACAAAGUACUCUGAGGUGAAGAUUGAUGCACUCGAGUCGGAUGAAGGAUCCUCUGCAGGAAGUUGUAGCAGCGACGACGAAAGUCAUAUUGAUUAA